GUCCCCGCACGUCAUUUUCAUUCAGGCAGCAUUUGAAUAAGGAAGAUGGCGGCUGCAGCAGUGGUUGAAUUUCAGAGAGCCCAGUCUCUCAUUAGCACGGAUCGGAACGCCUCUAUCGACAUCCUACAUUCAAUAGUGCGGAGAGAUGUUCAGGAGAACGAUGAGGAAGCCGUCAGGGUUAAAGAGCAAAGCAUCCUGGAGCUGGGGACCCUCCUGGCAAAGACGGGACAGGCUGCAGAGCUGGGGGGGCUGCUGAAAUUUGUGAGGCCAUUCCUGAUUUCCAUCAGCAAGGCCAAGGCAGCUCGGCUCGUCCGCUCCCUGUUGGAUCUCUUCCUCGACAUGGAGGCGGCGACGGGGCAGGAGGUCGAGCUGUGUCUUGAGUGCAUCGAGUGGGCCAAGGCCGAGAAGAGGACCUUCUUACGGCAGGCUCUGGAGGCUCGGCUGAUCUCACUCUAUUUUGACACCAAAAGAUACCAGGAGGCCUUGGCUCUGGGCUCCCAGUUGCUCCAGGAGCUGAAAAAGAUGGAUGACAAAGCUCUGCUGGUGGAGGUUCAGCUGCUAGAAAGCAAGACGUACCACGCUCUCAGUAAUCUGCCCAAGGCCCGCGCAGCCCUCACCUCAGCCAGGACCACCGCCAACGCCAUCUACUGUCCCCCGAAGCUCCAGGCAGCUCUGGACAUGCAGUCAGGGAUCAUCCACGCAGCAGAGGAGAAAGACUGGAAGACGGCCUACUCCUACUUCUUCGAGGCCUUCGAGGGCUACGACUCCAUCGACAGUCCCCGGGCCAUCACAGCCCUGAAAUACAUGCUUCUGUGCAAAAUUGUGCUCAACUUACCAGAGGAGGUACAAGCUCUGAUCAGCGGUAAACUGGCCCUGCGAUACGCCGGCAGACAGACAGAUGCACUGAAAUGUGUUGCCCAGGCCAGCAAGAACAGAUCAUUAGCAGACUUUGAGAAGGCCCUCACAGAGUACAGAGCAGAACUGAGGGACGACCCCAUCAUCAACACUCACCUGGCCAAACUGUACGACAACCUGCUGGAACAAAACCUCAUCCGAGUCAUUGAACCAUUUUCCAGAGUACAGAUUGAACACAUAUCAGGUCUAAUCAAACUAUCAAAGGGCGACGUUGAGAGGAAAUUAUCACAGAUGAUUCUGGACAAAAAGUUUCACGGAAUCCUUGACCAGGGCGAAGGCGUCCUGAUCAUAUUCGAAGAACCCCCAGUGGACAAAACAUACGAGGCAGCCUUGGAAACCAUUCAGAACAUGAGCAAAGUUGUGGACUCGCUGUACAACAAAGCCAAGAAGCUGACAUAGAGCAGAUCGUCGGCCAGAUGGAGGAACUGUGUGUGUUUGACCAGCGUGUGUAACAUUUUAAGAGGAGGGACAACAGAGAGCGACAACAAGUCCCACAAACUGCAACAAACAGGAUUCCCCCAUCAAAUUCUCCCCCCUCCCCUCUCCUCACCCCUCAACGGACUAUUUCAUCACUUCUCUCGUUUGUUUAUUUUCCUCUUUAAUUUUGAUAUCUCUGCAGGAUUAUUCUGUAUAACACUCAGCGGCCAAAUCAGGCCAUCAGGGAAUAUUGUACAACCACAAUAAAAAGAACAAAAAAAAAAAAAAGAUUCAAAGGUUUAAGAAUACAUAUAUGUUUAUAUCUGCUGUAAGGUCGGGCCUGCCGAGCCUUACGCCAACUCCACACUGCAACCUCAAAGGUGCAACAUUGACCUCUGCAGCCUCAGGCUCUGCUCCCAGCAGAGACGAGGCCUUCUCUUUCUUUUUCUCCAUAUCUUUCAAAAGCACAGGUUUUGGAAGGUUGGGAAACUCCUUGGGAUUCAGAAUUUUGGUCCGAUAGCUCCGUCUAGCUCCUAUAGUUAUUGUUUUUUUUUUUUUUUUCUCCUCCCCUCUCUCCACCAUAUCAAUGCCAACAGUUAAGCCCCAGCUGUAUUUCAGAUGUGUAUUAAACUCUUUUGUUUUUGUGAUUCUGUUAAAUAAGAAAAUCUGAUUGGUUGCCACAUGUCUGCCCGUCCUGCAAUCGUUGAGUCUAUAGACCAGACAGGAUGCCAUUUCACCACUAGUGCCACUUUUUCGGCGCUUCAGUUUGCCUCAGCGUUUGGGUGCAAUAUGAAAUCGCAGGGUCGAGGUGGAGACGUAUUCAUUGCCUCUGAGCGUCCGUGAGUUAUCCUGAGUGAACACUUCUCCAUUGUUAGUUCCUAGCACUAGUGUGGAAUGCUAGUAACCAAACAAUUUGUAUGGUUUUGAUUUGGUUCUGAUUUUUUUUUUUUUCUUUAUUUUAAUAUUUUUUUUGGUUUUGUUUUUCUCUUACAAAGACAUUUUCAAAAAUAAAUAUUUUGUAUUUUAA
Messenger RNA from Mugil cephalus (flathead mullet), 2359 nucleotides. RefSeq names its product proteasome 26S subunit, non-ATPase 11b (gene psmd11b). Gene Ontology annotation, biological process: ubiquitin-dependent protein catabolic process. Gene Ontology annotation, molecular function: structural molecule activity; protein binding. The record is from RefSeq and is a predicted model, not a curated record. Bases 46 to 1314 code for a protein of 422 amino acids. Gene Ontology annotation, cellular component: proteasome regulatory particle, lid subcomplex. Lineage: Eukaryota; Metazoa; Chordata; Actinopteri; Mugiliformes; Mugilidae. The transcript has 13 exons.